GCUCCUGUCACUGCUCCUGUCUGUGUCCUCUCACCACACUCAGCUCUCUGUUGCAGUGCUCUGUGAGUUUUACCCCAGGAUCUUUACAAUCUGCCCUUUACCCAGACUGCACCAUGACGGACGCAACCACCAACAUGCGGCUGAAGCUGCCCUCCACCUGCCUCAUCCUGGAGAUCAUCCUGAUGAUCCUGUUUGGGACCCUGGUGCAGUAUGACCACGAGACAGACGCUAAAGAGUGGCACGAGCAUCUGCACAACGGAUCCAGCAACGGACACAAUGAUUUCUACUACCGCUACCCCAGUUUCCAGGACGUGCACGUGAUGAUCUUCAUUGGCUUCGGGUUCCUCAUGACGUUCCUGCAGCGUUACGGCUUCAGCAGUGUGGGUUUUAACUUCCUGAUCGCCGCCUUCUCUCUGCAGUGGGCCACGCUCAUGCAGGGAUUCUUCCAUGGCAUGCACGGAGGAAAGAUCCAUAUCGGAGUCGAGAGUAUGAUCAACGCAGACUUCUGCACUGGCUCUGUGCUCAUCUCCUUUGGGGCGGUCCUGGGGAAGACCAGCCCAGUGCAGCUCCUCGUCAUGGCAUUGUUUGAGGUCACUCUCUUCGCCGUCAAUGAGUUCGUCCUGCUCACUGCUUUGGGGGCCAAGGAUGCAGGUGGCUCCAUGACCAUCCACACAUUCGGAGCGUACUUUGGCCUGGUGGUGACCCGAGUGCUGUACAGACCAAACCUGGAGAAAAGCAAACACAAGAACUGCUCUGUCUACCACUCCGACCUCUUCGCUAUGAUCGGAACCAUCUACCUGUGGAUGUUCUGGCCCAGCUUCAACUCUGCCAUCACGGCCCACGGAGACGACCAGCACCGCACGGCUCUCAACACCUACUACUCCCUGGCGGCGUGUACUCUGUCCAGCUACGCUCUGUCCUCUCUGACCGCUCACGACGGAAAACUGGACAUGGUGCACAUCCAGAACGCGGCGCUGGCAGGUGGCGUGGCGGCGGGCACAGCAGGGGAGAUGAUGCUCACUCCGGUCGGCUCCAUGAUCGUGGGCUUCCUCGCUGGAAUCAUCUCUGUGCUCGGAUUCAAGUACCUCUCUCCCAUCCUGGAGUCGAAGCUGAAGAUCCAGGACACGUGCGGGGUCCAUAACCUCCACGGCAUGCCCGGAGUGCUGGGAGCCAUCGUGGGGGCGGUCACUGCUGCCGUGGCAACCGACGACGUCUACGGAGAGGGAAUGGAGGACGUGUUUCCACAGAUCGCUAAUGGAGACUUCACAGCCUCGGUUCAGGGAGUGAGACAGGCCAUCUCCCUCGCUGUGACCCUGGGCAUCGCUCUGCUCGGAGGACUCAUCGUCGGUUUCAUUUUGAAGUUGCCAAUCUAUGGAGCUCCAUCUGAUGCCAUUUGCUACGAGGAUAGCAUCUACUGGGAGAUGCCAGGAGAAGAGCCCCACCACGACAACCAGCUGACCGCAGUGAGGACGGAAGAGGGAGAGAAACUGAACGGCUAGAAAGAGAGGAAGAGGAGAGGAGGAGAGGUAAAGGGAGAGGAGGAAGAGGGAAGGAGUAGGAGAAGGAGAAAGACAGAGCAGAGGGUGAGAGGAUGAAGAUGAGAGCAAGAUGAGAGUAGAGAGGGAGGUGGGAGGAGGAAGAGGAGAAAAGCGAGAGGAGGUAAAAAGAAAGAGAGGGGAGUACCUAUAUUGAGGUCGGAACAUUCCAUCUGUGAACACGUAUAUGACCAAAUGCCUCAAAAUGAUUUCUUGUAUCUAAAAAAAGAAAGACAGAAAAAAAGAAAGUUAAAAUAUGUUUCAAAAUCUGCCCAAAUUGUAUGUACUUCCAUUACAUUCACAUUUUAAAUAAGCGCCUGUCUAAAUAUACCACAUAAAUAAGAUAGAAAAUUUAAGAUUUUAGAACACAGUUAUCAAAUUUUAUUCAUUUUUGUUUUUUUUUUUUUUUUUUUCUAUUAUUGUAAAAAGCUAAAAAAAAACGUGUGUAAAUUUUAACCUAAAUAUUGUUGUGUGGAUCAAACAUGGUAAAACGCUAACAAUUUUUUAAAGACAUUAUAAUAUUUUAGCAAUUUUUUCUACUAUGGUAAAAAAACAAAAACGUGUAUUUGCUUAUUUUUAACGAGUAAUGAACAUUUUACUGCUGUCCCUCUCCUCACCACUAGAGGGGAGUAUAGAGCUGUUAUGCUGAGACAAUGGUGCUUCCUGUUCUGAGUCUGUUACAAAAUGAACACAUUUUUAAACCAAAGACAAAACCCCCAGGCCCCGCUACUUUACAAUGAGAUCGCCUUUAUAGUUUAAAAUUUACAAAAAUACGUUUGUUUGUAUAAAAUUUGACUCUUUCUCAUUUAUAUUUAGCUAUACAUUUGAAGAAUGUAUACCAGUCUGGAUUUUUGGCAUUUUCUUGAAGCUCAAUGUAUUGGUUGUUUUUUAGUAAAAUAAAAUGUUCAGUUCA
This is a messenger RNA of Boleophthalmus pectinirostris (great blue-spotted mudskipper), 2448 nucleotides long. RefSeq names its product Rh family B glycoprotein (gene rhbg). Gene Ontology annotation, cellular component: plasma membrane. Gene Ontology annotation, molecular function: ammonium channel activity. The coding region runs from base 114 to 1499 and encodes 461 amino acids. Gene Ontology annotation, biological process: ammonium homeostasis; ammonium transmembrane transport. NCBI's taxonomy places the organism in Eukaryota, Metazoa, Chordata, Actinopteri, Gobiiformes, Gobiidae. The record is from RefSeq and is a predicted model, not a curated record. The transcript is spliced from 10 exons.